This is a messenger RNA of Amphibalanus amphitrite, 1662 nucleotides long. RefSeq names its product trypsin-1-like. The record is from RefSeq and is a predicted model, not a curated record. Bases 243 to 1136 code for a protein of 297 amino acids. Gene Ontology annotation, molecular function: serine-type endopeptidase activity. Lineage: Eukaryota; Metazoa; Arthropoda; Thecostraca; Balanomorpha; Balanidae. Gene Ontology annotation, biological process: proteolysis. The transcript has 4 exons.
GUCGGAGCAAACACCCUCGCGGGAAUCCAGCCGCCUGUUGAGAUAACAAACUGUGACCACAUAGGAGGCCGCCGACACACGGGCCACUUCAUUCGUGCGUGAGACCUCGAGCAGAAAGGGUCGCUCCCCAGUCUCGAACGUCCCUCGGUGCAUUCAUAAGGACGAGGUCGCUUGGAGAGGAAACUUGGCGAGGGGACAGAAGGGUUGGAGUAGUUUGAUUUACUUGGCUUCAUCACAAGUGCAUGGCCAACCGGGCUCUUCGGGUAGCAAUAGCUACAUCGAUCUUCACAGUGUGCUGGAGCCUGCCGUUCCAGCGGCCGCGCGGCUCCGGCUCCGGCUCCGGCUCCGGCUCCGGCUCCGGUCAGCGCUCGGCCAUCAAGGCGCAGGCGGCGGCGGCCGGCGAGUUCCCCUGGCAGGCACAGCUGCUGAAGCGCGGUUCACACGUGUGCGGCGCCGUGAUCGUCAGCGACCGGUGGCUACUGACGGCCGCCCACUGCCUGUCCGGCCUUGAGCAGCUCGACGCCUACCAGGUGGUGCUGGGCGAACAUGACGUCUCCGUGGAGGAGGGCACCGAGCAGCGCCGGAACGUGGCAGAGGUGGUACUCUACAGCGGACGGUUCGGCCGCAGCCGCGGCCCGCAGGCGUCCCUCCAGAGCGACAUCGCGCUGCUGAAGCUGGACCGGCCGGCCAUCUUCACCGAGUUCAUUCAGCCGAUCGAACUGCCCGAGACCGGCGACGACUUCACUGGUUCUCUGGGCACGGUGGCCGGCUGGGGCGCCUCUGACGCCACCGUCAACGGGCCCAUCUUCCCGCGCGUGCUGCACAAGGUCGACAUGCGCGUGCUCAGCGACGACCAGUGCCUGCUCGAGCUGUCCUUCUUCAACUUCGCUCGGCGCGCCAUGCUGUGCGCGGUGCCACCGGGCGCCAGCCGGCUGUGCUGGGGUGACUCGGGCGGCGCGCUGGCCGUGCGCCGUGCCGACGGGAGACCAGUGCUGGCCGCCGUCACCUCGUGGGGGGUCGACUGCGGCCUCAGCAGCACGCCAGCCGUGUUCGUCGACGUACCCUACCACGUCAACUGGGUGCGUGACGUCAUCGGCGAGACGCUGCUGGACGAGCUGAUGUACCAGCGGCUCUGAAUGGGCCAUCCCUCGGGCUAACUCCCUCAGGAACGCGAUGUCGAGGGACAGGACCAGGUAACAGUAAAGACGGCGUGGCAGAACGGCCCAUGACGAGGAAGACGAACGGACACUGCCGCUGGAUGACCACGAGUCGCCUCCCCCGGGACCACACGCAGAGAAACCGUCCCCUAUCGGCUCUCCGCGGCCGGUCCCCGCGGGGGAGGCGACACAACGAGGAUCUCGCUCACCGCUUAUCUGAUCGACUGGCGUGUCGCUAUUUAUUGCUAUUUAACUAACGAAUGGAUGCGUGGGUGUGCCCGAGGCGGCUGCGUCACGGCGUUAUGACGUCACACCCGGACGUGGCUGGCCCACAUUCCGGGCCGCUGUAAAUGACGUCAUAUCACUGUCUGUGUUUUAUAUAAGCUUGCUGGUCAAGGAUUGGAAUCUUCAGACCAAAUACCUUGGCCUCGCGAGUCUCAAUGUGUUUUUGUACUUCCAGCUUUACACUUGUUCCUAUCUUUUCCAAUAAAAACUAUGAACUUUU